This is a messenger RNA of Argentina anserina (silverweed cinquefoil), 1776 nucleotides long. Its product is annotated as pectinesterase-like. The coding region runs from base 1 to 1776 and encodes 591 amino acids. Gene Ontology annotation, biological process: cell wall modification. NCBI's taxonomy places the organism in Eukaryota, Viridiplantae, Streptophyta, Magnoliopsida, Rosales, Rosaceae. Gene Ontology annotation, molecular function: pectinesterase inhibitor activity; pectinesterase activity. The transcript is spliced from 2 exons. The record is from RefSeq and is a predicted model, not a curated record.
AUGGGCGUCCCUGGUGGUAAGAAGAGGAUCGCAAUCAUUGCCGUCUCCUCGGUGUUUCUGGUGGCCAUGGUGAUUGGUGCGGUGGUUGGUGUUGUCCAAUAUAAGAAAGAGGUGAAACACGUAGGUGGAGUUGGAGAUGAAGACGAUGACUCUACACCAGGAGAUAUAAACACCUCCGAUUCAUCAAAGGCAAUUGUAGCCAUUUGCCAGCCCACUGACUACCAACAAGAAUGCGAGAAGAGUCUGGAAAAGGAGGUCGGAAAUGACAAAGACCCGAAAGAGCUUGCAAGAGCCGGGAUACAGGUGGCCAUUAACAAAAUGGAUGAGGCUAUAAGGACAACCAUAAUCUUUAAAAAUCAGGCCAAAGAUCCCAUGAUCGAACAAGCUCUUAGUAUCUGCAAGCACUUGUUGAAUGCUUCCAUGUACGAUUUGAAAAUUUCAUACAAUAAAAUGGGUGCAAUAGAUCUCGAUAAGGUUGAUGAGUACGCAGAAGAUGUGAGGGUUUGGCUGAGUGGGGCUGUCAGUCACCAAGACACUUGCGUUGAAGCAUUUGAGAACACAACCGGUGAUAUCGGCAAGAAAAUGAAGGAAAUCUUGGAGAUACCUCAUGAACGCACUAGCAAUGCGCUUUCCAUGGUCACUGAAACCACCAAGGCCUUGAACUCUCUUAAUUUCAAAUCCAACGCACGCCGGCUCCUGGCCUCAUCACCGCCAUCCAAUAAUAACAACAAUAAUAAGAAUAAUCAACAAAAGCAGCCAGGCACCAAAACCGAUCACCCUUCUUGGCUCACUGGUCGUAAGUUGGAUCUUCUGAAAGCUACGCCUGAAACCCUUAAGCCCAACGUGACAGUGGCUCAAGAUGGGAGCGGCAAGUUUAAAACUAUCAACGAAGCUUUGAAGUUGGUCCCAAAGAAGAGCGACGACUUGUUUGUGAUUUACGUGAAGGAGGGAGUGUACAAAGAAAAUGUGACGAUUGAAGGUACGAUGGAAAAUGUUGUGAUGAUUGGUGAUGGCCCUACUAAGACCAAGAUCUCUGGUAACAAAAGCUUCACCGGCGGAAUCAAAACAAUGAACACUGCAACAGUUGCUGUAGUUGGAAACUUUUUUGUUGCCAAGGACAUAGGGUUUGAGAACACAGCCGGAGCGGAAGGGCACCAAGCGGUGGCGCUGCGAGUUCAAUCUGACUUCUCCAUCUUCUACAACUGCAAAAUUGACGGGUACCAAAACACCCUGUACGUCCAAGCCUACAGGAAUUACUUCCGGGACUGCAACAUCACUGGCACCGUCGACUUCAUCUUCGGUGAUGCGGUGUCGCUCUUCCAGAACUGUAGGAUGGUGGUGAGGAAGCCAAAGGACGGCCAGGCCUGCAUCGUCACAGCUCAAGGAAGAACAGACAAGAAUGAGGUCACCGGAAUCGUGAUCCAAAACUGCACCAUCGGCGCCGACCCAGAGAACAAGAAUAACAUCAAGGCAUACCUAGGUCGGCCAUGGAAGAAUUACGCAAGAACCAUCAUCAUGCAGUCACAGAUCGAUGAUGUGAUUCAACCUGAAGGGUACCUACCUUGGGAUGGCGCCAAGUUCCACAUGACGUCAUUAUUCGGGGAGUACAACAACACGGGAUCUGGUGCUGACAUGUCCGGUAGAGCCAAAUGGCCUAGCAUCAAGAAGCUUGAUGAUAAACAUGCUAAAGCCUACAGCGGUGGAAAGUGGUUUGAGAGUGAUAAGUGGAUUAAACCUAGCGGAGUACCUUUUGAUUCUGGCAUGAUGGAAGCUUAG